AUGGCAGCCAUAAAUGUUUAUGAUUAUAAUGAUGGUGGUGGUGGUGAUGAUGAUAGUGGUGAUGAUGGUGGAGGUGAUGAAGAUAGUGGUGAUGUGGUGGUGGUGGUUGAUGACGAUGAUGAUGGUGAUGAUGAUGAUGGUGGUGAUGAUGGUGGUGGUGGUGGUGGUGGUGGUAAUGGUUUUGGUGGGGAUGGCGGUUUUGGUGAUGAUGGUAGUGGUGGUGAUGAUGGUGGUGAUGAUGGUGAUGAUGGUGGUGGUGGUGGUGGUGGUAAUGGUUUUGGUGGGGAUGGUGGUGUUGGUGAUGGUGGUUGUGGUGGAGAUGUUACUGGUGGUUGCGGUAGUGGUGAUGACGAUAAUGAUGAUGAUGGGAGAGAGGAGGGGAAAGGGGGAUGGUGA
Molecule: messenger RNA, 396 nt
Organism: Lytechinus pictus (painted urchin)
Lineage: Eukaryota; Metazoa; Echinodermata; Echinoidea; Temnopleuroida; Toxopneustidae
Exons: 2
Coding region: 1-396 (131 amino acids)
Source: RefSeq, a predicted model, not a curated record